UGUAUUACAAGAGAGACGAGACCCUAUAGCGCCGCGGCGUGCUCCGUAUGCUGUUAAACGAGUGUAGUAGAGAAUACGCGACAAAGAUAGAAUGAGUAGUAGUGAACCCAAUACGAGAAAAACAACAAGGCCACGCCAUAUUGAAUCAGUUGUUAAUUUUUGCGUGUAAGUUUCUUCCUCGGUUAUUAACGCUCAUAGAUUAUAAGUAUUCGAGUUGAUGUAAUUUUUUCAAUCAAUUUUACUCGCGUUCGGUCGCCGAGACCAUUGGUGUUAUUAAAUUCGCAUUUUAGCCAAUAACUGUUCGAUGAUUUGUAUAAAAUGUAAUUAACACCUUGUGUGUGUGUCGGUUCCUUUGAAAUCGAUUUGUCUGACAGUCGACCAAUUUAAACGUCCUUGAUUGACCCCCAAGGUAUACAAUUGAUAUUUCACUGAUUUGAUAAUUACUUCGAAUGGAGGUUGAUGAUGAUUCGUUUAUCGUUGAUCUCAGUAUUUCAAGCCGAAGACCCGAUUCUUCCGGAUCAUCGCAGCAAUCGCACAGCAAUAAACGAAGUCCGUCCCCUAGCAUGGGGCAAUACAACAACACCAAACGUAGUCUACGUCCUAGAACCGAAGUGAAAAAUUACGUGGAAACUACAGACAUAGUUGUGGUUUCCGAUACGGACGAAUAUAAGCAAAAUGGUUACAUGAACGGAUACGAUUAUUCGGAUAGCGAUGAAGGAGAAUUGCCACCAUUACCCCCGAUUAAAGAACUAUCAGCCGCUGAAAGGAUGGAAGCAGAGAAGAAAAUAAGAUUGUUGAAAGACGAAUUGCGAAAUGAGGAGAUGAAAUUGGUAUUGCUCAAAAAACUACGACAAUCUCAGCAAAUGAAAGAGAACAUUUCGAUCGUACCGAUUCCUAAUACCAAUAUCGGCCAGCCUGUUCCACCUACGCAUAAUCUUUCGAAUAAACUACCCCCCAACAAUGCAGCUCAUAGGUCAUCUUCUGUGCAUCAUAGUAAACCCCCAUCCGCACCUCCUGUGCCUCCUUUACUUAGAGGAGUAAGUCCAAAACAAUUAAUACCACCCAAUAGACCAAACGUCCAUCAUGCUCCGCCACCUUUAUCACCGGUUGUCAAUAACCAUCAAAAUAGUCGAAGCGUUGCCCCAGGAAUGCCGCCGAAUAUGUUCGCGGUUAAUUCAGUUCCAGGACAUAGAGGGAGUAGCAGUUCGAGCAGCGGUAGCCAUUUAAAUAGUGGAAUGAUGAGUGGUAAUUCGGGUGUGGUGAAUAGUGGUAGCGGCCGAAAUGUGGCUUCUAUGUCCAAUUCCGUUAAUAGUUCUAGUUACCAAAAUAGUAUUAGUCUGCAAGAUCGAAUCAAAGAUGUACCUCAGUCAACAGUCAUUUCAUCAGUGUCUCCGUCAUCGGCUGCAUUCAGUAUUUCGACCGGAACUACGCAGCAGGAUCGCAGAAAUGAAGACGCUCAAACACCAGCACAACGACAAGCAGCGGCCAAGUUAGCCUUAAGGAAGCAAUUAGAGAAAACUUUAUUACAAAUUCCUCCUCCUAAGCCUCCUCCACCAGAGAUGCAUUUCAUUCCAAAUCCAUCUAAUACCGAGUUCAUAUAUUUACUUGGUUUAGAGCAUGUUGUCGAUUACAUUACGAAAGAUCAAAAGACUCCUUCACCGCCAGAACCUUUCCAAUGUUCGCAAUGUAAUACGAGUUUCACACCUAUUUGGAAGUGGGAGAAAAAUGCUGCAAAAGGUAAAGAACCGAAAGUAAUAUGCGAAGCUUGCGUCACGUCGAACGUGAAGAAAGCUCUAAAAGCCGAACAUACGAACCGGUUAAAGACGGCGUUCGUGAAAGCCCUUCAGCAAGAACAGGAAAUAGAGCAACGUCUAGCGCAAGUAUCCCCACAACCGAUGGAACCGCCGGUAAUACAGUCAACGUCGCAAUCGCAACAGUCGCAUCGUCAAUCGCCGCAGUCGUCCCAGUCUGCGAUUUCAUCUACCUCUCAAUCGUUAUCGGCUAGCUCGAUGCAGGCGGCGAUGCUGCAUAAUUCGAUUUCGGCUCCGGCACCGCCACCGCCGCCGCCUCCGAAUCCGAAAUCAUCGCAUUCGUCGCAUUCAUCGCAUUCGUCGAUGUCGCGACAUAAUCCAACUCCACCGAUUCCGCAGCCGUCUCCUACACCACCCAGAGACCAUCCGUUGGCCAAACUGGCCUCAGAAAGUAAUAAAUUCAGUCCGCAUCAUGCGGCAGCCGCGUUACACCAACAAUUAUUACGCGGAUUACCUUCGCACCAGCCGUUGCCGGCGCACAUGAUUCCAUUCUCACCGCUGCUGUAUCCGUACCAGUUAGCCAUGGCACAAGCUGCGAAUAGUAAAAAUCCAAUGGCGGCAGCCGCCAGUUUAGCUGAAUUGCAAAGGCAAGCGGCCGACUUACAAAGGCAAUAUUUAUUGGAUAUGAUUCCAGCGGCGUCUGCCAACGCCAAUUCUCGACAACAUUCGCAUUCGCAUUCUAUUAAUAAUUGGAAGUCGUGAUAGCGUACUUCGGGCCACCGUGAAUUGUUGUAACUGAUGAUCUAUAUUUAUACGGAAUCGCGGUCGGUGAAGUUUUUUUCAAAUUGAGAGUAAUCCAAAUGUGAUAUUUUGCGCCGAGUUUUCAUCAACGAUUGGAGCAUCGAAGUGCGGCGAUGACGUAAUGUUUCGAUUGGAUGAUUUCUGCUCUCAAUGCGAACGUGUUACAUCGAAGUAUCGCUUCGUUUUUUUCUUCUUUUUAUAAAUUUACGUUAUUAUUUUUAAAAAUAGAGAAUAAUUGUGUUUCAAUGAUCGCUUUCGAUAUACCCUAUUCCCCCCUUUUUUUUAUCGCCGUUGUCCAAGUGUCCGGUUUUAUUUGAUAUUUCGCGUUGGAAACGCGUUCACGUUGUUAUCUUCUACUUGACAUUUUUUCUAUUUCAUGAUCUUUUUGAUGAUAUGGAUUUUAUAUUUCGUAGACGAGUAAAAAAUUGAUUAAAAAUUACAACUGAAAAAAAAACGUGACAACUUGAAGAUCUCAAAAGUUUUGACCGAGUUAUUUUCUGCUUUCAUCCGUAAAACUAAAUUCAAUAUCAUUGUGAUAUUUAUAGUUUUAAGAAAAAUACGUAAUGAAACGUUACGCUCGCAAAUCACGUUAAUAGGUUUUUUUUCUUUUUAGUUAUUUUGAUGUGUAUAUUAUAUUUCUGUACAAAUAUCUUUUUUGUUUAUUUUUGUUGAUAGUUGCAUGAUUACUGUCUAGCUGUAAUCUUGCCCUGCGAAACAAUGCUUCGACCUGUGAAUUUGAUUGUUGACGUUUUAUGUGUCAUUAUUCAAGUUCGUUCGAGUGCUCUCUUCUGAAAAAAGUUGAAUUUAUAACAAAUUUGUAAAAUUCAGGAGCCUUUUUACCGGUCGAGUUGUAAAAUUCUUCGGUCAUGUGAGCGAAAUUUCACUUCGGUCACACGUUUCUUUAGUUGAUUCGAAAACUGGUAAUUUUAAGGCACUCGAUAAUAAUAAAUUAGAAAAUUAUGUAAUUAUCAUUUUUUUCAUAGUUGAUAGCAUCCGAACGAACUCGUGUAAAUAAUUCCAACUACCCCUGCAUUUUUGAACAAUGAAUUUAUUUCUAAACGAGGAAAAUUGUUCGCUAAUCGGUUGUGAUUUUAGGUUGCUUUACAUCCCGCAUUUAUGACGAUUUAUCGUAUAUUUAUUGCUCAAAAAGUGAACUGGUUUCGUUAAGCAGCGUACGUUAUUCCUUGAUUUUGGAAAAGUUGCUAUUCUUGAUUUAGUCAAUGAAUAAUAUUAUUACAAUAAAAGAUGUUCUUAAUCAAGUCGAGCGAUUUUCAAAUAGAUUAUUUCACGAUUGCAAAUUUCAUCUUAAUUUAUUAUGGCGUGGUGAAUUUUGGAAAAGAUUUUAUAAAAUCGAUCUCCGACAUCAACUUUUUUGCCUGAAUUUUAGUGUUGAAUACAGUUGAUUUGUCCUGCGUGUUGAUUUUUUGCAUUAUAUCCUAUUACUCUACUGUUAAGAACGAUUUCUUUUUUGUAAGCUAGUAUAUUUUGUUGCCAACAUUUUAAUGUAUUUUUUUUUUUUUUUUUUAAAUGAAAUAUUUUAAAAAGUACGAAUGUUGUUAAUAGACAAGUGUAUGUAAAAGAAGUACAUUAGUUAUUUUUAUUUUUGUCGUAUAAUUUUGUUUAAAUAAAUGAAUUUGCGUGGUCA
Messenger RNA from Planococcus citri (citrus mealybug), 4197 nucleotides. It is a transcript of the gene simj, whose product is annotated as simjang. The record is from RefSeq and is a predicted model, not a curated record. Gene Ontology annotation, cellular component: NuRD complex. Gene Ontology annotation, biological process: negative regulation of transcription by RNA polymerase II. The transcript has 9 exons. NCBI's taxonomy places the organism in Eukaryota, Metazoa, Arthropoda, Insecta, Hemiptera, Pseudococcidae. Bases 450 to 2513 code for a protein of 687 amino acids.